AUGGAAUCUCAGGACGGAAUCACCGUCCGCCCCAUGAGGCUGAAGGUUCUGUAUACUUUCGACAACGAGAACAAGACCAUCUGUCUAGCUCGAUGGCCUCACGUGCUUGAUAUACAGACUGCCUACUUGGAUGAGCGUACGCAGAUCGGUGUGAUUGAGCUCAAGACUUCUAUUCAGGCAAUCGUCUCUGCAAGUCCCGAGUUGGUAGCACAAUUGGGAAAAGACUACACUGUUUACGCCUAUGACUACUCGGAAUACGAAACCCCAUUGGUUGGGCAAGGGAUGCUAUCAUGGGUCCUCGCCUCUGCCUCUCCAACGCCGAAUGCCCCCGCUCACCAGUCUCAAACAAUGGUUACUGGUCGCGUGUGUAAGAAUCCGCUUGGACUUUUCUCAAAGGGCGCCCAGGAGACAUUGGAGGUCAAGCUUCGGCUCGUGCCAGUCCCAACCGUUAUGCAAAGCGAAUACCUGGACAGCAUGCAGAAGUACCGAGAGUUAAGCAAUGUCAUCCCUCACGACUUUGAUGCUCAAACAUGGACGAACUUCGUACGCCAACAUCCUGCUCUUCUUGAAUCUACUCGGAACCAGCAACAACAUCAACAAAGCCGGGUCUCUUCUCCUAUGGAUCAAUCUGGGAUUGAGCGAGUGCACCAGCUUCUCAGUGAAGGCGCUACUCCUCGAGAGUUCUCUGGCUACCCUACAAAUGAGUCGAUUCGUUCCGUGUCGCCCAGCCAAUCCUACUGUGCGCCCAGCAGGAUGUCGACUCCCGGCGGUACUCGGCCUGGCACCCAGCAACAGCAGCAACCGCCGUUGCUACAACAACCCCAACCAAGACAAAGCUUCUCCCAUAGCGAUAUCAUCCGUCCUUCAUCAAGUGCUUCCAUGCAGGGAAGUGAGAUCCAAUCCCAAAUUCACAAUCCUCGACGAGGAUCCUUCCAGUCUGGAUAUGGUAGUGGAGGUGAAGAAUCAACAGACCAUCAGCCACGGAAGAGAGCCAAGCUGUACCAAUCCAGUUGGCCAGGGAAGUCCGAUAUGAAUAUUGAAAGACAACCUAGCUCACUGCGGGUAGCAGCCAGCACUGCAGCCUCGGUCCGCAUCCACCGCCCGACACCUGUCAACCCUGCUAUCGCUGCUGAGCAAUCCAACGAGGAACCCGUCCGUCCACCAACUCCUAUUUCUCGACCUGGAGAUAUGCAGCGUCGUGCGCGCCUUCCGUCCAGUCUUCUGCGACAGUCUUCGGUCCAGAGCAGUGCUUCAUACACAUCGCCAUAUAGCAACAGCGAUGAUUUGUUACAUACCGACCAAACCGCGCAUUCUCCAGAUGACUCUCGCUACCAGGGUCUCUUUGAACCUCCUUUCACCAUGCCUUCAUCUCCUCCCGUUAUGGAAUGUCGAUUCCCAGCUAGGUCAAGCCCUAAUUUGCCUCCUAUAUCCUUAGACACGGACUCCGGCUUCAUGAGUGGAGGCUUUGAGGACCUUAUGGAUGAUGGGACAGCUACCACCCCAAUUGACGGGCCCCAAAGAGCAGAAUCUGAAGUUGAGCCCCGUAGCAAGCACUCUCGACCUGUUCGUUCUGCAGUCCAAGCAAGCUCUCCAGCAAGUAUGAAUGGUCUGAUGUCGGAAGGCCCUAAUGACUCGAUGCUAGUCAGCGACGCUCCCACUGAGCAGCCACCACCAGGGGGUUUCCAGCGUCUUCCCCCUGCCACAUCUCGGCCUUCUUCGCGAGCUAGCACACGUCCCACACCAAAGCCACUGGUGCCAGCACCCAUCUCACAGAGUGAAGCGGCCCAUUAUAUGAGCACUGUCCCCGCCAGCGACCCUGUUGUACCCACUCCAGCCUGGAGUGGGCCCGUGGGUGACAUGUUUACCGCGCGAACGCCGACGCAAGUGUCUGAUACUCGGAGGCCUCGCAGUGGGGGUGCUGCAAAGCGGUCACAGCAAGUGCAAGCCAAACUUGACCAGGCCAUCUUGUCUGGAACGAUUCCUCCCUACUGCGAGAAUUGCGGUGCCAUUGAGACUCCUACAUGGCGUCGGGCAUGGGCAAACAUGAUUACUGGCGGUGAAGAAGACGCGAAGGCUAUGCUGAAGGACCAGAGCAUGCUGUUUUGGGAAACUCUGGAGCAAAAUGACAAGAAUGAAGUCACUAAGUUCAAGAUGUUCAAAAAGGGCCUGUCGGUAACCGACGACAAGGAAUGGACCCAGGUCCUUCUCUGCAAUCCAUGCGGCCUUUGGCUCCAUAAGUUCAAAAGCAUGCGCCCAGAGAACCGGUGGAACAAGCAAUCGCAGGUGGAUAGUGCUAGCGGUAAGAAGAAGCGGCUACCAAGAAACCGCAAACAAAGCGGUGGUCCUCUUUCCAAUCCCUCCACCAGAACUCGCAGCAAAGCGCCAAAACUCAAUGCAGUCUCUUCUCCUGCUCCCACCGAGGCCUCCUCUGUGCAUGCUGAGGAAGGGGCUACUCCGCGAGUGGAUAAUGACCAAAACCAGGAUGAGGCAGAAGAAUAUCCCAGCAAGCGUCGUCGCGCAAACAGCGUCGAGCCUCCCAAAUCGACAGACAAUGCGAAGGAGCGCUGGCAGGAGCAGGACGCUGUCGAGGCCUUACGGCGUGCCAUUCAAUCCAGCCCUGCGAGGAACAUGAAUACUAGGAAUAUCACCGCCGCGGAUGAGACCAAUUUGACUCCCAAGCCCGUACGGCGGGCAUUAUUCCAGUCUUCACAGGCUGAUGGCCCAUUGAAAGAGUUGGAUGCUUCAUUUGUGAACAGCUGCUCUCCUCGACGCAGCCCACGAAUCGCUUCGAAGGGAGACAAACCGGUUCGCGGCCAAGAGAACAAGGCCCACGAUGACCUUGAUGGUCUGUUCGAGAGUCCCUCUAUAGAUUUCGACUUGCCGGUUAGCCCAACACCUCGUCGACGUAACCCUCGCAUUAAUGCCUUGCUGCAUGAGAGGCGUCACUCGCUGCCCUGCAACUCCCCGACGAGAAGCGGACGCAAGGAGGCCGGCCCAUGUGCGACCCCAACUCGUCUUACUGCCGAGCGCUUACAGCGGAUACAGGCAGGUCAGGACCAUUCCUCCCGGUCUGUCUCUCGUCAGAGCCGAUCACCCAGCAAACAUGGUCUACCAUCGCUGCCCGACCCGGGACUACACUCGGAGUCUUUCUCCAUCGACGGCAUGAUCCUGGACAUUUUUGAUGAUGCUCCCGAUCAGUCCAACUCCUUCCCUCUGGACCAAUCCAAAUUCGCCAACAACAGCUGGGCGAACUGGCUUCCCUCAGAUUACAUCUCCCCAUCUGCAUCUGACGAAGAGAACGGAUCUCCCGAUGACCUUAUCAAUGCGAUCCUCUCUGAUCCUGCUAUGAUGAAAGAAAAUAUACUCGACUCCAACUUUAAUCCUUUCGACUUUGAAGACUCUGGCGUCCCUGACUCGGGUUUCUUCAGCUCCGACGCUCUCCAUAUUGACCCAAUGGAUCUUGCUCAGAAAGCUCAGCCUGCAACUGCGCAGGCUGGUAGUCAGCCAGCGGUCAGCCCCAACAUAUAA
Penicillium macrosclerotiorum is the source of this 3528-nucleotide messenger RNA. Its product is annotated as putative GATA transcription factor (Ams2). Gene Ontology annotation, molecular function: zinc ion binding. The record is from RefSeq and is a predicted model, not a curated record. Lineage: Eukaryota; Fungi; Ascomycota; Eurotiomycetes; Eurotiales; Aspergillaceae. The transcript is spliced from 3 exons. Gene Ontology annotation, biological process: regulation of transcription by RNA polymerase II; rDNA heterochromatin formation; silent mating-type cassette heterochromatin formation. The coding region runs from base 1 to 3528 and encodes 1175 amino acids.